CGGUAGUGUCUUCCCUGGAAAUUCUCUUGUAUCCAGGACAACACUAGAAUGUUCUGUGAUGUCAGCAGUGUUGUGGUGACACCAACUGCCUGAGCGAUUUCCGUUCAUUUCCUAAUGGGUUCCCGAGGAGGCAUGUUCUCCAGGAUCCUCAGUUUCUUUCGGAGGGACAAUCAUAUCCAUGCAGAGACAAGACCAAGGCAGAGGGAGGCCAGCCUUCUAUCACGUUGGAGAAGAAGACGAAUGGAAAGGUCCUUGAGGAGGUCAAAGUCUGAUCAGAAGGCAUCAUCCCAACCCUCCACGACACCUGUUGAGGAGGAGAGAAUGAAGCGAUUGGAGAAGCUCAAAAUUGCUCUCCAGAAGAUGCAAAAGGAGAGAGAUGAACUCAGGAGAAUCCUGGCGGAUUACCCGGGAAAGAAUUUAAAUGACAGGAACAACUUUGAGUCCGAGAUGCUCAUGAUGCAGCAUGAGGAAGUGAUGACUGACAUGAAGAAAAUGAGCGAGCAGGUCAAUAGAGCUUUGGUCAAAUGUAAACACCUCACACUGGAGAAUGACUGGUACUGGUUAUGCUCCAUGGCUACUGUGGACUUGGACUAUAAUCUGGGGCUCUCUUUGGAUCAGGACCCUAGAAGGAGGAAUGGACUUGGAGAAGUGGGAGGAAGUUGGAGACUGGCUGGGAUUCACCAUUUUUUCUUUGUGUCUCAGCCACAGCUUCUAUCCCCUCCUAACUGAGUUUUUUGAGCUGAAGAACAAUGCCCAGAGAGCACGGAAUGACAACAGGGAGCUUCUAUGGGAUCAGAUUGCACUGGAAGAGUCCAUUAAGGAAACAACAAGGAUCUGUGGGGAAGCCAGUAUGAAAAUCCGUGUACCAAGCAGCCUCAGGUCUGAAACACUGCAGCAGAAGCUUUCCCAGGGCCCAGACCAGGACUACAGCUCUCAGAGACAGAACUGUCCACCAGGAGCACUGAGGGUGCAAAGAUUGACAACACCUCCCGCAUCUCAGUCCUUGUAACCGCACCAAUCUUGGGCUGAAUUUGAAAGACCUUGAGAUGUGGCAUGGAACAUGCCUCACGUUUAACCUUUUGACGACUUGUCCAUCAACAACCAACCACCCCGAAUGAGGCAGGUCUACAUUCCUCUUGAAGAGUUUUUUACCAUCUUACCUGCCGUUCUGCUGUGUCUACAAGGCCAGCAACAGGCUGGAGUUACAUGUUGAAAAAUCAGAAGCAAUUGCAUGCAGACUAAUUUACUUGUCAUAUUUGGUUUUUAGUUUGAAGUUUGGUUGUUUUAUGCAUUUGGUUUUAUUUGUUUAAGUUUGAAGUUUUGUUAUUCAUUUGUUAACUUUAGUUUUUUUAAUUAAUAUGCCAUAUUCCUAAGGCUAUAUACAUUGAACUCAUUGACUCCCCACUUUAAAAUGUUCUUGAAUAAAUUAAUGUUUGUCUAUAAAUAAAAAUGUGACCUUUAACCCUUCACUCACAA
Molecule: messenger RNA, 1476 nt
Organism: Rattus rattus (black rat)
Lineage: Eukaryota; Metazoa; Chordata; Mammalia; Rodentia; Muridae
Exons: 5
Coding region: 115-729 (204 amino acids)
Source: RefSeq, a predicted model, not a curated record